CAGCCAUUCUCCCAAAACUCCCAAAUUCUUUUGAUUUAUCUCUAAAUCCACUCAAAGUUUAAAUAGAUCACAACAACACAAGAAGAGAUUUUCGAAUUUGAAGUCCUUAUCAAGAAUUGAAGAAGUUUUCAAAGGCGAUUCAAAUGAGGAGUCCUGAUCUUUUGUAUGAAUCUAGUCUUGAAAGAGGGAAGAUGUGUAAAAGACUAGAUUAGUUUUAGAAUUCCAAUUUCGAAUAGGAUUAGAUUAUUAUAUGUAAUUUUGGGAUUGGGAUUAGAAUUUAAAAUUAAAAAAAGAUUGGAGUUCUCUCUGUUUCUGUAUAAAAAAGGGGGGCGCCUUCGGCUCAGGAGGAGAGGAAAAUUUGAGGGAGAAAGGAAGAAAUUUGGGAGCCGAUAGAUAGUGUGAAGCAAAAGAAGGAAGAAAUCUUGUAUUUUGAAGUUUGCAGCAAAUAAAUAAAUUGGUUUUCUCCUUUUUAGGAGAAAAGCUUUCUUGCAUUGGUAGACCGGGGAGGGGAUGGAUGAGAUGGAGUUUACUGAGGCAGAAAGCAACAUGAACGAUCUUGUAUCAGAGUAUCAGCAGUACCAAGACGCAACAGUGGAUGAGGAAGGAGAUUAUGAGGAUGAGGAUGCUGAAUAUCAGGAUUAAGUCUGUGAUAAAUCUCCAACUUCCAGCUACUGGAAUUAAUGUGAAAAUAAUUGAAAUUAUCAAAGCGGAAAAAUCUUUUUGCUGAAUAAAGUUCCAAUUCUUCC
Molecule: messenger RNA, 746 nt
Organism: Rubroshorea leprosula
Lineage: Eukaryota; Viridiplantae; Streptophyta; Magnoliopsida; Malvales; Dipterocarpaceae
Source: the annotation of a GenBank genome assembly